Messenger RNA from Talaromyces rugulosus, 591 nucleotides. RefSeq lists its product as uncharacterized. NCBI's taxonomy places the organism in Eukaryota, Fungi, Ascomycota, Eurotiomycetes, Eurotiales, Trichocomaceae. The record is from RefSeq and is a predicted model, not a curated record. The transcript is spliced from 2 exons. The coding region runs from base 1 to 591 and encodes 196 amino acids. Gene Ontology annotation, molecular function: flavin adenine dinucleotide binding; flavin-dependent sulfhydryl oxidase activity. Gene Ontology annotation, cellular component: mitochondrion.
AUGAGCAACACUGCUACAUCUAGUAGCUCUGCUACGGCCAACAAGAACGAGAAGCUUCCGCCUGGUGUUGUACUAGACAAAGAUGGCAAACCAUGUCGCCUUUGCACUUCCGCCGCAUCCUGGCGCACAAUGGCCAAAAAGGCCUCGACAGCUUCGAGCAGCGUAGCAGCUGGCGCCGUCCUUGCCUCUGCAACACCUUCGUCGUCUUCUUCUUCUUCUUCUUCUUCUAGCACAUCGAACGAAUGCCCUCCGGAUGUCGAACAACUCGGCCGCUCAACAUGGACACUCCUGCACUCCCUCACAGCCUCAUACCCAACCACCGCCUCCAACGAACAACAAACCGACAUGCGCUCCUUUCUGGGACUCUUCUCCAAGCUAUACCCUUGCUGGGUCUGCGCCGACGACUUCCGGUCAUGGAUGGCUGACCCGAGUGGGAAGAAUGAGCCGAGAUUGUCGAGUCGCGCCGAGUUUGGGCAGUGGAUGUGCGAGGCGCAUAAUGCGGUGAAUCGGAAGCUGGGGAAGAAGGAGUUUGAUUGUAAUUUCUGGGAGGAGAGGUGGCGGACGGGCUGGAAGGAUGGUCGAUGUGAUUGA